Periophthalmus magnuspinnatus is the source of this 819-nucleotide messenger RNA. RefSeq names its product retinol dehydrogenase 20 (gene rdh20). Gene Ontology annotation, cellular component: lipid droplet. The coding region runs from base 1 to 819 and encodes 272 amino acids. The record is from RefSeq and is a predicted model, not a curated record. NCBI's taxonomy places the organism in Eukaryota, Metazoa, Chordata, Actinopteri, Gobiiformes, Gobiidae. The transcript is spliced from 5 exons. Gene Ontology annotation, molecular function: oxidoreductase activity, acting on the CH-OH group of donors, NAD or NADP as acceptor; zinc ion binding.
AUGAUAUUCUUUAUGGACCUGCAGAUGAUGCUCCUGGACAUGAUCUACUUUAUCCUGCGUAACUCUGUGCGUUUAGUGCUCCGACCUCGCACUAAGCCCAUCGAUGGAGAGCUAGUGCUAAUCACUGGAGCAGGAGGAGGCCUGGGCCGCCUCUUCGCUCAGGAGUUCUCCAAACAUGGAGCAGAGGUGGUGCUGUGGGACAUUAACAGUAGUGCCAACGAGCAGACAGCCAAGCUGGUGAGGGAGCAGGGGGGUAAAGUGCACACGUACACUGUGGAUGUCACCAGCAGAGAGGAUGUGUACCAGAAGGCAGAGCAGACGGUCAAAGCCUUUCUCCCCCACAUGAAAGCGCAGAACCAUGGACACAUUGUGACCAUUGCCAGUGUACUAGGCCUUUUCAGCACUGCCUGUGUGGAGGAUUACUGUGCCAGUAAGUUUGCUGCUGUAGGCUUUCAUGAGUCUUUGGCUCAUGAGCUUGUGGCUGAGCAGGUGGAAGGAGUGAAAACAACUCUGGUUUGCCCCUAUAUAGUAGACACAGGCAUGUUCGAAGGCUGCAAAAUAAGGGAGGAAGUGGAGCUGGUCCUCGCCCCACUAGAGCCACAGUACUGUGUUGAACAGGCAAUGAACGCCAUCCUCAUAGACCAGCCGCUGGUGUGCAUCCCUCGCCUCACCUACCUGCCUGUCCUCUUUAGAGCGUUGUUGCCAUGGGAAUCUAAUGUGAUCGCAUAUAGAUUUAUGGGUUCAGACAAAUGCAUGUACCCCUUCAUUGAUUCUGUGAAGCCAAAACUUGAAUCUAACCGUGUCAUUGAAGUUGCAUAA